AUGGGAAUUCUUCAUAUCCCCAGCACCCGUUCUCGCAUGGAAAAGACGUAUCAAUGCUUCCUAGAAGGGGAAGAGCCGGAGGCGGCUGAUGUGAUGUUAAUAUUUGGUAUCUUUGCCGGUGCUGCACUAUUAUGGACCCCACAGCUCCUGGAGACGCUCAAGUCCACUCGAGAAGGAGCUGGCGCAGCCUUCAUGGUGUACACUAGGCUUGCACUCGCGAUCCUAGACCAUCCUCGCCAGCUGAUACAAGCGUCAACUAUCUCCCUCGCAGCCAUUGGUGUCAUGGCUCAUAUACUCAUGAACACGGACGGAUUCCCGCUCAAAGUGCAUCUACUUCGCCACCGCUGCUUCAUGAUGUCACGGGAGUUGCAGAUUCAUCGAUUAGAUACAGAGAAAUGUCGCGAAGACCGAAGGAUAAAGGGGUGCGACAUGAUCGAUAUUGAGGUUCAACGACGUCUCUGGUGGGGCAUGGUCGCAUCAGACUGGCUCUUGUCGUUUUCAGGUGGUGCCCAAGAGGGGGCGUACAUUUUUCAACCAAAGCAUAUGAACGUCAAUUUCCCCAGCAACACGGAUGACGAGUAUAUCACUUGCGCUGGCAUACAUCGAGAGUUUCCCAUGUCUGUCCCGACAUCAAUGUCCGCCUUCUUUUGGCGAAUCAAAACCUCGGAACUGUGUCGGCAAGUCAUCGACGCCCUGCCGUCGGUCCUCCUAGAUAGCUCGGAAAAUGAUUACGAUACCAUUUUAGAACUAGACCAGAGGUUCCAGAAGCUGAUCGAAGACAUGCCCGUAUUCUUCAAGAUCGACCCCGACAGCAUCGAGCAGAGCCGCGAGAUAUGCAAAGAGCGACCUUACAUUGCCUGGCAACGGACCAGCAUUCACUUCAGUCUGAAUACCCGUCUCUGCCGGCUCCACCGGCCGUACCACCUGGAGGGAACAAUGAAUCCUAAAUAUGCCUAUUCGCACAUGGUAUGCAUCCGGUCCGCACAGAAGGUCCUAGAGUUACGGCGCUCGAUGGAUGAUAUCAAGACUGACGUGGGACUUAUGCCUGGACGGUUCUGGACCGUCAUGCACCAUGUCUUCUUUGCCGCGCUGAUCCUCGCUAUGGAUGUAUCUUUCAACCCCAAUGCUCCGGACGUGGAAGCUCGCAAGGCCAAGGUGAUGGCGGGGUAUCAGAUGCUCGAGCGGUCUAAAAAGGAGUCGAACUAUUUAAUGCAAGGGGUCCAGAAGAACCUUCAGACCCUCAUGUCGACCCUCCACAAACAGCAGUCGCAGCCUGUUAGCUCGACGUUCAAAGGGGACUCUGCGGGGGCGUCAGAGCCGGCUAGGGUGCAGACCCUGCCGGCGUCGGGCCUGAGCGACUCCGUACGCGUCCCGGGGACCCAACGCACUACAAUACAACCCUCAUCUAUAAUUGAAGCAGAUGGCGACCAGGGCAGUAUAUUGGUCAACGACAUUGGUGAAGAAGGGUGGGACCAGUUGUGGUCUGAGUUUGUGGCUGUGGCGCCCGAUUUGGAUAUACCCCAGUGGAGUUCGUUGCUGGAGGAAGUGGAUUUCAAUACCGGGCUGGAUGUGUUUUGA
Messenger RNA from Penicillium macrosclerotiorum, 1578 nucleotides. RefSeq names its product fungal specific transcription factor domain-containing protein. Lineage: Eukaryota; Fungi; Ascomycota; Eurotiomycetes; Eurotiales; Aspergillaceae. The record is from RefSeq and is a predicted model, not a curated record. The transcript has 2 exons. The coding region runs from base 1 to 1578 and encodes 525 amino acids.